AUGGUGUGCAUGGCUUAUGCAUUUAAGAUUUUGUGUUUGUUUCUCUUGUUCAUCGCCGUUGCAAGUCGUCCGACAGUUAAACCAAAAGUUUUCAACGUCCGACGCCAUGGUUCGAAACCAGACGGAAAAACUGAUAAUGCCAAUGCAUUCACAAGUAUAUGGAGUCGUGCAUGUGGAAGGAGAAGUGGAAGUAGUAAAAUUUACGUACCGAAAGGAACAUUCUACCUCGGCGGUGUAGAGUUCGUGGGUCCAUGCAAAAACCCUAUUGAAAUUGUUAUCGAUGGAACUUUAUUGGCUCCUGCAAACCCUAGAGACAUUAAGCAAGACACAUGGAUUAACUUUAGGUACAUCAAUGAUCUCUCUAUCUCUGGUUCUGGUCUACUUGACGGCCAAGGGCAACAGUCUUGGCCUCUCAAUGACUGCCACAAAAACCCCAAUUGUCCUAAACUAGCUAUGACAAUGGGAUUUGCAUUCGUGAACAACUCAAAUAUCAAAGACAUAACAUCACUCAACAGCAAGAUGGGACACUUCAAUUUUUUCUCUGUCCAUCACUUUAACAUUACCGGAGUCACUAUAACAGCUCCCGCCGAUAGUCCUAACACCGACGGUAUCAAGAUGGGUUCUUGUAGCAACAUUCACAUCUCCAAGACAAACAUCGGUACUGGAGAUGAUUGUAUUGCCAUUCUCUCAGGAACCACUAACCUCGAUAUCUCUAACGUCAAGUGCGGUCCUGGACAUGGGAUCAGUGUUGGAAGCUUAGGAAAGAACAAAGACGAGAAAAAUGUGAAAGACUUAACAGUAAGAGACAUCGUUUUCAACGGCACAAGUGAUGGUAUUCGAAUCAAGACUUGGGAAUCUUCGGCUUCGAAGAUUCUUGUUUCUAACUUCGUGUACGAGAAUAUUCAAAUGAUUGACGUUGGAAACCCUAUCAACAUCGAUCAGAAAUAUUGUCCUCAUCCACCUUGUGAACAUGAGAAAAAGGGAGAGUCUCACGUUCAGAUUCAGGAUCUUAAGUUAAAGAACAUAUAUGGAACAUCGAAGAACAAAGUGGCAGUGAAUUUGCAAUGUAGCAAGAGCUUUCCAUGCAAAAAUGUUGAGCUAAUUGACAUUAACUUAAAGCAUAACGGGAUUAAAGGUGGUCCUUCUACUGCGGUGUGCGAAAAUGUUGACGGUUCCGUAAGUGGUAAGAUGGUUCCUCAACAUUGUCUGAAUUGA
Molecule: messenger RNA, 1215 nt
Organism: Capsella rubella
Lineage: Eukaryota; Viridiplantae; Streptophyta; Magnoliopsida; Brassicales; Brassicaceae
Product: exopolygalacturonase
Exons: 4
Coding region: 1-1215 (404 amino acids)
Biological process (GO): carbohydrate metabolic process
Molecular function (GO): polygalacturonase activity
Source: RefSeq, a predicted model, not a curated record